Messenger RNA from Clupea harengus (Atlantic herring), 633 nucleotides. Its product is annotated as C-type lectin lectoxin-Phi1-like. Bases 1 to 633 code for a protein of 210 amino acids. The transcript has 2 exons. Lineage: Eukaryota; Metazoa; Chordata; Actinopteri; Clupeiformes; Clupeidae. The record is from RefSeq and is a predicted model, not a curated record.
AUGUCACACCUCACAGGGCUCGACAGCGUGUCCUCACACAUGCCACGGCGGUUCCACUUUGUGAACCAGAGUGAGACGUGGGACGAAGCGCAGGAACACUGCAGGACAGAAUUCACCGACCUGGCCACUGUGGAAAACAUGUCUGACAUGACUACGAUGACCAAUGGCACAGAUGGUUAUGAUAUGGCCUGGAUUGGGUUGAGAAAGGACACUUGGAUGUGGUCACUGCAGAACAAAAAUAUCAGUCUGGAAGAGACCAACUUCACAUCCUGGAGAGAAGCUGGCAAACUGGCCCUGAUCAGAGAGAAUAAGACCUGGAUGGAGGCGUUCAACUACUGUGAAAGUAAUGACAUGGAGCUGGUCUCGGUCACGGAUGAGGAUACCCAGAGCUGGGCCAGGGAGGUGGCCAGGGGGGCCAGCACGGCUCACGUGUGGAUGGGCCUGUACUACAUUUGCCCCCUUGACGUCUGGUUCUGGAUCAGCGGGGUGACGGUGGGCUGCAACCACUGGGCCGCCGGGAACGGCACCGGGACGGGUGAGUGCUGCCGGGCGGGCGCCCUGCAGGCGGGAGGCGGGAAGUGGGUCAGCCGGCCGGAGACUGAGAGACUCAACUUCAUCUGCAGAGCCUUUUAA